This is a messenger RNA of Drosophila innubila, 1155 nucleotides long. Its product is annotated as AN1-type zinc finger protein 2A. Gene Ontology annotation, biological process: proteasome-mediated ubiquitin-dependent protein catabolic process; protein targeting to ER. Gene Ontology annotation, cellular component: cytoplasm; endoplasmic reticulum. Gene Ontology annotation, molecular function: zinc ion binding. Lineage: Eukaryota; Metazoa; Arthropoda; Insecta; Diptera; Drosophilidae. The coding region runs from base 91 to 864 and encodes 257 amino acids. The transcript has 3 exons. The record is from RefSeq and is a predicted model, not a curated record.
CCAGUCAUUGUGUGACUGGCGUUAUAAAUACCGAGUUUACGUGAAUUAACGCAUUUAAUUAGUCACGAACAACGAAGGGACAAGCUCAAUAUGGAGUUUCCACAUUUGGGGCAACAUUGCAACGAAGCCACAUGCAACAGAUUGGAUUUCCUGCCAGUCAAGUGUGACUCAUGCGACAAGGUGUUCUGUGCCACACACUACAAUUAUGAACGUCACAAUUGUCCAGGCGCUCACAGAAAGAACUUUCAAGUUCCAAUAUGUCCGCUGUGCGGAGAGCCUGUGCCCACGGCACCAGGCGUUGAACCGGAUCUAACCGUUAGCCAGCACAUUGAUAAGCAGUGCAAGUCGGACAGUAAAAAGAUCUACACAAAUCGAUGCUAUGCCAAAGGAUGUAAACGGAAGGAGCUGAUUCCAGUUCAGUGCUCGCAAUGCAAACUGAAUUUUUGUCUACGUCAUCGCCACAGCAGUGAUCAUGACUGCAAACCUGCUACUAAUACCGCGCCAGCAGCUGGCACAUCCCAGGGUAUAUUUAAGAUAUUCUCUGAUACACGCGCGAUGGCAGCUAAAGCAGCCGAAAGUCGUUGGCAAAACAAGCAACAAACAAAUCCCAGACCCAAUCCAGUUCCCGCAACAGUAACUGUUGCGCAGCGCACGACUUCCACUCAGGUUCAAAACAUACAAGGAAAUAUGACGGAGGAUGAGGCUUUGGCACAUGCUUUAGCGCUGUCCAUAAUGGAGCAGGAUGGCACAGCAGACAGCAGCCGACGUAGUACGCCGUCCACAGCUAAUGCACAGCGAGCGACGACAGUGGGAGGACGCGACUCCCAGCAAUCAAAUGGAAAGGAUAAAUGCUCGCUAUCGUAGUUCAAAACCAAUACAGAACAUAUCAAUCACUUGACCAGCGGCGUUGUCCACUGCCUACACUGAGGUUGUUAGUUAAACUAAUUGUCAUUUUGUUGUAAUUGUAUUUUAAUGUUGAUAAUUUACUUUGACUUCGUCACAUUCUCGGCAUGCUUAAGGCUGCUUAGCAAAAAUAAUUUAUUAGAGCUUGUUUAUCUCUCCGAUUAAUGAAAAUAUGUUAACAAACUCGGACAUAAAAACAGGCUCGCUUAUUAGCUCUACUUGGAAAGAAUAAACUGUAAUAUACAUAUUGAA